Messenger RNA from Boleophthalmus pectinirostris (great blue-spotted mudskipper), 2979 nucleotides. RefSeq names its product TLC domain containing 3Bb (gene tlcd3bb). Gene Ontology annotation, biological process: lipid homeostasis; ceramide biosynthetic process. The record is from RefSeq and is a predicted model, not a curated record. Bases 462 to 1373 code for a protein of 303 amino acids. Gene Ontology annotation, cellular component: membrane; endoplasmic reticulum. NCBI's taxonomy places the organism in Eukaryota, Metazoa, Chordata, Actinopteri, Gobiiformes, Gobiidae. Gene Ontology annotation, molecular function: sphingosine N-acyltransferase activity. The transcript has 7 exons.
GCUGGCGCAGCAGAGCUCAGCCCAGUGUUGAGUCAACGGUGCACCGCAUCUCUGUUCUGACCAGUGCACAGACAGAUGACAUGGCAUAGCGGUGCGGUUGGAUCAUUGCAUAGGAUUUGCAGACUGAACAAGCUCCAUAUUGAUUUAUUAGUUACCUAUAUGGUGUGUUUGAUCCAUCUUCCGUGCUCACAGUGAGCUAUUUUUAUAUUUUAUUGCGACCUGCUGCAUGCUAGCGUUAGCUCGUCUGUGCUACGCUGCAGAUAUUGAGGCGGUCACAUAAACAUGCGGAGCAUCGAGGCAGAGAGCCCUGGGACAUCUUUAAGUACAUCCUGUGGCUGGACUAGGUUUUCUACUGGUCGUUGACUACACUUCCCAGAGGCUCUGUAAACGACAGAGCGUUGGAUUUUAAGAAUCAGAUUGCCCAUUGAACUCGCUGCCUCGCCAACUGACCGCCUGGCACUAUGCUGACCGUUCUAGCUGCCGGCUCUGUGUUCUUCCCAGGACUUUUUCUUCUCUCUAAACAAUGCCUAAAGUCAUUCCCUGCGCUGAGAUGGAGCGAAAGAGAUGCCGUCAUUGUUUCAGCCAGGUUAGUGUCAUCUGUCCAGGCAGUCAUGGCUUCAUCAGCUGGGUACAUUAUUGCUUCGUCUUGUGAAGACAUCAUUGAGGACCAACACUGGUUGACAAGCACCUAUAUCAUGUUUGCUGUUCCCUACUUUGUGUAUGACAUCUACGCCAUGUUCAUGUGCUACUGGUACAAGAUCCAGGUCAAAGGGCAUGAGGAGGCCACAGCCGUGCCACGGUCCAUGAGUUCAGCAUUGACCAGUUACCUGCGUCGGGAGUUCCUCAUGGUGCUGCACCACGUUGUCAUGGUCACCGUCUGCUUCCCUGUCUCUGUGUUUUGGAGGCAAGGAAGGGGAGAUUACUUCCAGGGUAUAAUGUUCAUGGCUGAGCUCAGCACUCCAUCUGUUUGCUUAGGAAAAAUACUCAUCCAGUAUAAACAACAACAUACUCUCCUGCACAAAGUGAAUGGGGCUCUAAUGCUGAUCACUUUUUUCAUCUGUCGAGUCCUCCUCUUCCCUUACCUCUACUACGUUUAUGGAAGGUACGCAUCCAUCCCAUUCUACAUGGUGCCGCUGUCAGUGCCUUGGCACUGUAACCUUGGUGCUGCUCUACUUAUGGCGCCCCAGCUCUACUGGUUCUCGCUCAUUUGCCGGGGUGCCCUGCGACUAUUUACAGGAACCUCACGCUCUCGGAUACCUCCUGGGACAUCGGCCGCACCAAAAGAACAACAGAAAACGGAUGAUACUGCUCUGCCUCAGCCAGCUAAUGGCUACAGCACGCGUCCCACAGAGCCUGAGCUGACAACUCACUGAGAAUGGGGGGUGGGUGGGGAGGGAAGAGGCGAAUGUACCAAUGAGUAUGUAAAGGAAAGGAAGUUUGAAGGCAAAGUUAGACUUGAAAUAAGUAGCAAUAUAAAGCUACCGACUUUUGCCUCCUGAAGUCAAUUUGGCCAGUAGUCAUAGAAUCUAAGGAUUAGAUUUCUGGCUAUCAGAGACUUCAGUUUGAAAGGAUGUAAUAAUCAAAAGGCAUUGCGCACUCAGUAUUUAAAGAUGUCAUCAGGCACUGUGACAGACGGGAACAUGCACUGACCUAAGAGGAAUCCCCUGUAUGUAUAGCAAGCAUAGGUGGCUAUUUCCCUCAUGUAGAUCAAAUGAAUCCUCUCUGCCUGGUGGCAUAGAAAGAGUAGGAUAAUAGGAAUGUAUUAUACUGUAUGUUAGUACAUUUGCUGUAGAUGGAAGGCCUAAUUCAAGUUAGUAAUGAAUCAGACCUUCAAAAAAGAAAAAAAAAAGAAAAAACUCCUGGCUAAGCAGUAUUUUGACUUGUUAGUGUUUAUUAUCUGUAUCCUCUAUGUAGUCACCGUCACUCUAACAAAAUGUAACCAAUCUGCAGACUGACUCAUUAGAAGGGAAUAUGUCAUAAGACUGUAUUCUGCUGCCUUAUCCCUUUUCACAUUUUCAAUCAUCUAUUUUGUUUAUAUUUAUUUAUUAUUUAUUUAUAUUGUAUUCUGAGAGGAGAGACAAAAGGAUCCUCACACUGGAACAUGUGAUGGGUGUACAUAGCUGAUGUAAAAUUGUCCAUAUUUCCAUGUCAGUGUUAUCUUUGUCUUGUUUAUGCAUUUUAUGUUUGGACAAGUGCAUUUCACGUAUUCAGUUUUAAAAUUGCAGACAAUUAGACCACUUUUUUUAUUAUUUCAGUGUAGAUAUUACUCCAUUCCGAUUACUGGCGUCACAAUGUUCUGCACAAAAGCUAGUGAUGCACAGUAGCAGCAGUUUUCAUGUAUGUUUUUAGGUUUAGUGCUGUGAUAAUUGAGUAUUCAUGUAAUCUGCCUGAAUUAUUUUGAGUAUUAGCAUUGUUUGAGGACAUGAAUUAUUCCAUGUUGAAGGGAAAGAAAACAGAUAAGAUAGUUUUUGAGUGACAUGCAGCACAUUUGUUCAUUGCCAAUUAUUUUAAUGUAGCUCAAUGAAUUUAAACUACUGUAUUUAAAGCCUUUAAUACUGUAUUAAGUGCUCAGAUCAUUGAGCCAUGUUUUAGCCACAUGUUUUGUGAAUGCACUUGAUUACUUGUUUUAAGUUAAUUUAAAGCAGCUACACUAUCUUGGAAAUGGGGGAAAAAUGUGCAGUAACCAUCAAGACUGUGCCAAAACCUGGACCGCUGUGGGCAUGUUGAAUACAGAAUAUCCAUUCCCCUCCUCCAUGGUUCAUAACAUACUGCUUUUGGCCAAUACUAAAAAAAUCAACUGAUGUACUAUAUAUUCCACAAAAUGCUUGUUAUUUAUUUGUAAGUAUUUAUUUAUUUAUUUGGUUUGUGGUUUGAAUGCAUAUUUAUGCAUACAUAUAUAUAUACUCUAUGCUUCUGAGCCUUAUGUGAAGGCCAUAUUGUUACUCAAACUUAGCAAAAAUAUACUUCUCCUGUCCUGAC